AUGAAAAGGUCUUACCUCACGGAGGCAAUACAAGAAGGUGGAGCAUCGGCAAUAUAUGAGGGAGCUAAUGGGGCAUUGGUCUUUGAAUACAUGAAGGAAAAUGCAAAUACUAAGGAAAGAUUCAACGAGGCGAUGACGAGUCAUACAUCAAUAGUAAUGAAGAAAAUACUAGAGAAUUACAAUGGUUUUGAAAGUUUGAGUGAUUUGGUAGAUGUAGGAGGAAGCUUAGGCAGUAAUCUUACCCAAAUCCUCUCCAAGUACCUGCAUAUCAAAGGUGUCAACUUCGACUUGCCUCACAUUGUCAAAGAAGCUCCCCAAAUUCAUGGCGUGGAACACAUUGGUGGUGAUAUGUUUGAUGAAAUUCCACGAGGCGCUAUAUUGAUGAAGUGGAUACUUCAUGAUUGGAACGAUGAAAAAUGUGUGGAAAUACUAAAAAAGUGUAAGAAAGCACUACCGGAAACUGGAAGAAUCAUUGUAAUUGAAAUGAUAUUACUGCGAGAAGUAUCAGAAACCGAUGUUGCAACCAAGAAUUCAUUGUGUUUAGAUUUGACAAUGAUGACUAUAACGUCUGGGGGGAAAGAGAGAACCGAAGAGGAAUUUGAAGAUCUAGCUAAGAAAGCUGGCUUUAAGCCCCCAAAGAUUAUUUACGGCGCUUAUUCUUUUUGGAUGAUCAUUGAAUUAUAUCCUACUUGAAAUGCAACUUCUUUCAAGUUAUAAUUUAAGAAUAAUUAUGUUGAA
Arabidopsis lyrata subsp. lyrata is the source of this 738-nucleotide messenger RNA. RefSeq names its product bergaptol O-methyltransferase. The record is from RefSeq and is a predicted model, not a curated record. Gene Ontology annotation, molecular function: S-adenosylmethionine-dependent methyltransferase activity; O-methyltransferase activity. Gene Ontology annotation, biological process: methylation. NCBI's taxonomy places the organism in Eukaryota, Viridiplantae, Streptophyta, Magnoliopsida, Brassicales, Brassicaceae.